CGUUCACUUCGGUGCUUGUGUUGUGAGCGAGCGAGGGUUGAAGACGGUAGGGUGACAAGGGGAACAUGGAAGUGGUGACGCUGCUGGUGGUGGCAGCAUGCAUGGCAGUCUACGUGUUGUGGUUUUCGCGGCUGGCGUCGCGUCUCACCGGCCCGCGGGUUUGGCCGGUCGUCGGUAGCCUGCCGGGACUGAUUCAGCACUCGGAGCGCAUGCACGAGUGGAUCGCCGACAAUCUCCGCGUCAACGGCGGCACCUAUCAGACCUGCAUCUGCGCCGUGCCGGGGCUCGCCCGCCGCCAGGGGCUGGUCACCGUGACGUGCGACCCCCGGAAUUUGGAGCAUGUCCUCAAGACCCGGUUCGACAAUUAUCCCAAGGGCCCGACCUACCACGCCGUCUUCCUCGACCUCCUCGGCGACGGCAUCUUCAACUCCGACGGUGAUACCUGGCUGUUCCAGCGCAAGACCGCGGCGCUGGAGUUCACGACCCGCACCCUCCGCCACGCCAUGUCGCGAUGGGUCUGCCGCUCCAUCCACCUCCGCCUCCUUCCCAUGCUGCAGGACGCCUCCCUCAAGUCCGGUGUCGUCGACCUCCAGGAGCUCCUCCUCCGCCUCACCUUCGACAACAUCUGCGGCCUGGCGUUCGGGAAGGACCCCGAGACGCUCGCCCCCGGCCUCCCGGAGAACGCCUUCGCCGUGGCCUUCGACCGCGCCACCGAGGCCACUCUCAACCGCUUCAUCCUCCCGGAGUCCAUGUGGCGGUUCAAGAAGUGGCUCCGGGUCGGCAUGGAGGCCACGCUCUUCCGCAGCGUCGCGCACGUCGACCGCUACCUCUCCGCCGUCAUCAAGACCCGCAAGCUGGAGAUCGACGACGGGCAGAACCAUGACGACCUCCUCUCCCGCUUCAUCAAGAAGGGCACGUACUCCGAGUCUUUCCUGCAGCACGUGGCGCUAAACUUCAUCCUCGCCGGCCGAGACACCUCCUCGGUCGCUCUCAGCUGGUUCUUUUGGCUCGUCUCCUCCCAUCCCCACGUCGAGCGCCGCAUCCUCCUCGAGCUCGCCUCCGUCCUCCACGAAUCCCGCGGUCCCGACACAAGCGCAUGGCUCGCCUCCCCGUUCACCUUCGAGGAGGUCGAUCGCCUCGUCUACCUGAAAGCGGCGCUCUCGGAGACGCUCCGUCUCUACCCGUCCGUACCCGAGGACUCGAAGCACGUCGUGGCCGACGACGUCCUCCCCGACGGCACGUUCGUACCCGCUGGCUCCUCCGUCACGUACUCGAUCUACUCGGCCGGGAGGAUGAAGUCAGUGUGGGGGAACGACUGCCUGGAAUUCCGGCCCGACCGGUGGCUUUCGUCGGACGGGAAGCGGUUCGAGAUGCAGGACUCGUUCAGAUUCGUGGCCUUCAAUGCCGGCCCGCGGAUCUGCCUCGGGAAGGACCUCGCCUACCUCCAAAUGAAGUCCAUCGCCGCCUCCGUGCUGCUGCGACACCGCCUUAACGUCGCCCCGGGCCACCGCGUCGAGCAGAAGAUGUCGCUCACCUUGUUCAUGAAGCACGGGCUGAAGAUGAACGUGCAUGACCGCGACAUGGAUUCCAUUGCCAGCGAGGUAAGGAAGACUCGGCAGUCGGCGGCGGCAGUUCCCGCCGAGGUCGUGGCCGCUGGUGCCUGAGCGCCGAGUGCAUGCGCCUGCUCGUAGUACAAUAAGCAAUGGUGGUAAGGUUAACGUUGCACGACCGCGACGCAUGGUUUGCGUACACGUAAAUUAGAUGGUAAUCAAGGAAGUCGGUGUCACUAUACGACAAAUAAUAUCAUAUAAUAUAACAUAUGUAAUGGAAUUGUAUUAUGUCUCAUGUUAUAGAUGGGUUCCUUAAAGUGCAAA
This is a messenger RNA of Musa acuminata subsp. malaccensis (wild Malaysian banana), 1874 nucleotides long. Its product is annotated as cytochrome P450 86A8-like. Lineage: Eukaryota; Viridiplantae; Streptophyta; Magnoliopsida; Zingiberales; Musaceae. The record is from RefSeq and is a predicted model, not a curated record. Gene Ontology annotation, molecular function: monooxygenase activity; oxidoreductase activity, acting on paired donors, with incorporation or reduction of molecular oxygen; heme binding.